CCGGAAGUACUGCUACCUCUAUGUCAAUGUGACUUCUCUUCGCCAACAGUUAUGAUUUAAUUACCACUUAUAAAAGGCGUUAAAAGUCUGCAAAAAUGUUUCUUACUACCGUAAAUUUGGCCAAGGCAAAAUCUAAGACUAUCCUGGUUCAGAUGGUGAGUGCUGCAGGAACGGGCUACUUCUUCAACACGAAGAGGAACCGUCUAAAAGAUAAGAUGGUUAUCCGUAAACACGACCCAUUUGUCAACAAGCAUGUCCUGUUCUUUGAGAAGAGGAAGAUCAAAUCAAUUUAACAUCCCAAUGAAAUACAUGGACAGUAAAACCCUGCAAGGGUUCAACACAAGAUUUUCCUGUCAUGGAUUGUACAGAAGUGUUUAAUCACCUGACAUGUCUGACUGGCUGAGGUGUUUUCAGAGGAUGUCAGUGUGGAUUUUUCAGGAGAUUCAUUCCUUUCACUGCACCAGUUCAAGGUGUUAGAACAUCUCAGAAGAGUUUCAAGUUUCUGGAUUACCACCAUUUAAAACAAAAACUCAUGUAUGAAGUCACAUAUUUAUUAGGAUGACAACAGCUGUUUGAUACAAUGAUACUGAUACUUUGUUGUAGGAAAUGUCUAGUUUGAGCUAAAUCAACAGAUAAUUUCCUGUCCUGAUGUUUUUUUGUCAAGUUCAAAUCAUUAAAAAUUAUAAAAUAAAAACAAAAAAAAAGAUUU
Sphaeramia orbicularis (orbiculate cardinalfish) is the source of this 709-nucleotide messenger RNA. RefSeq names its product mitochondrial ribosomal protein L33 (gene mrpl33). Gene Ontology annotation, molecular function: structural constituent of ribosome. Gene Ontology annotation, biological process: translation. Gene Ontology annotation, cellular component: ribosome; mitochondrion. The transcript is spliced from 4 exons. NCBI's taxonomy places the organism in Eukaryota, Metazoa, Chordata, Actinopteri, Kurtiformes, Apogonidae. The record is from RefSeq and is a predicted model, not a curated record. The coding region runs from base 96 to 293 and encodes 65 amino acids.